GAAACGCGCGCAUCGAUGCGGUCAAUCCCUUGGUACAAUACGCGUGGUAAGGGUUCAAAUUGAUGGCCCCCCAUCCAGCGUAUUAUUUUUUCGCAUAAACGCGUGGAGCUAAUCUACGCCAAAUAAGUAAUCGAUUUUUCUACUUAUUUUCUUCAUUUUUAUAAUACUUUUUAUUUUGCUUUCCGUUCGAGAGUCGGACAGUCCAAAAGUAAGUUGGAAUAAGUGUUGAUGCACCAUUCACCUGAACCAAAGCCUCCGACUCUAUGAUUUUGGGAGAGGAGUGGUGGGGAACUUUGGAUUCAAGGAAGAAAGGGAAAGAUAACGGUCAAAUCUGAGAAGAGCCGUCAGGACUCUUUACUACGCCGGCAUAACAGGCAGGGGGAGAGAGUUUAACAGGCCUCUGCGUCGUCAGUCGUUUCUCGCUCGGCUUAUUCGCCACGCGCACUUUAUAGACACUGCACUGCUGAACAAGGGAAAACGUGUCGAGUGUGUUUUACUGUGAUUCUUCCAUUGGAUUAUCGUGGGAUUUGAGAACAAGGAAAAGUUGUAUUCAUCUAAUGUUCUUUUUAAAAAGACACUAAUUUUUGUGGUUUUGGUGUUACAUGAAUCCUUCCAGGCGUGUUUCAGUCUGUCUGUACAAGUGAAUUCCAUCAUGGACUGGAACAAGUUUUUAUGGAGUAGGUGUAUCUCGUUGGCGUUCGUAAUUGUGGUAGCGGUUAUGCCAGAAUCAAAAUGCGACAGUAGUGUUCACAUAUAUUCGACUUAUCGUCUGCUUGUGACCUCUAGCACAUUAAACUGGCUGCCAAUAAGCCAUUACGAGCCUUCCAAGGACAGUAACCUUGUAAUUGGGGGAUUUCAGAUUUCCCAAAGAACUGAUGACAGCUAUAAUGAGGGUCCAUCAGAGCAGCGAGAGAUGUAUGUUUGUCGUGCAGCUCAAAGUGGUGUAUGGGUUGCUGGUGCACAGUUGAAAGGAGAGAAAAGAUGCACCGUUACAGUUCUAGGGACCGUACAAACCGUGGAAAAUUAUGAUUUGCUGGAGAAUGUUGAUAAUGCUGCUCGUCUAAGCUGGGUCAGUUGGGACAAAUUUCAUCAAAUUCCCACGGGUGCUGUUGUCACCGAAACCAUGUACGUGGCACGUCACGUUGUUACUAGUGAUGAGACUGACAAGGAUAGCGCAAUACGUACCUACACCCACUACAUUGGUACACUGAAUCACGACGAGAAACUGGGGACAAUAGCCUACGUCAAGAGCGAUGGCCUAGAAGGAUCAACAGAUUCUGGAGAGUUAUUAGUUGAGACCGAGCCAAUUUACUACGAAUUAACGUCCGUUAAGUUGAAUCACUGGCGUACCCGUAUAAUUAAGAGUGAACCAAGGAUAAUCGGACAAGCGACAAUUAGCAAUUCGAGGAAUGAACGGGCCAAACUGGCCGAGGCAUUUGGAUAUAAUUACAAAUAUUCCAGUUACUGGGGGCAAGGUCACGCUAUGAUUAAAGCACUCAACACCUCUAUUACACUGUUCAAUAGGACCAAGUUACCCAAUAUUAAAUGGGGAAUGCAGGAGAGAUCCGAACGCCAGGAUAGCUGUUCAGUGGAAGUUUAUCUUGAUCCUGGGACUGGAGUGAACGUGACGGUCAGGGCAAAUUAUACAGAGCAUGAGGUGUCAUAUACUGGGCAAUUAGUGUCACACUAUGCUGAUGGUGAGAGCAAGUCCAGAGUGAUCAGUGGAAUGCGUAAAGAGGAAGCGAUCACCGAUUUGCGGCGAGAAUUUGGGCCCGUUUAUUUCCUCAAUAAUUUGACCAUAGUACCCACAACAAUGGCCCCUACGACGACACGUGGGCCUAUUCUUCUCCCCAGCUCAAGUUCCAGUUCCAGUACCUCAGAAACUUUAUCGAUCACCACAAACAGACAGAACGAUAUCAACAGUAUUGUGGGAGGUGACGACGAUGAUAAUAGUAUAAUUCCACCGAAAUCUGAUUCGAAUAUACAGAGUGACGAUGGCGGACCUCAGUCCCUGAAGAAUAAGGAUGCAUUGGCAGGAGCUACGAAUUCAUUACCCUGUCUUUCCAUUUCCAUAACGUCAUUUUUAGUUGCUCUCUACAGAAUAACGUGAAGCUAUUAUUGAUCAGGGACAAUAGAAAAUCAAAUUCGAUGUAAACAUCCUGAUUGACACCUCAGCACAUUCCUCAUCCAACGGAAUAUUUAUUAAAACAGACUAUAUACAGUUAUACUUGCACGUUUCUUUCAAUAUUGUUUUCUUGACUGUUUUCUUUUUAAGAGAAGUGGUUUUCCAUUUUUGUUGGAGAGAAAUGAGCAAGUAUAAUGGUUUAAAAACACUACAAAAACCUUGCAAGAUUUUUCCAAUUGAAGUGGGAAUAAUUCUUAUAUUGUGUGGUUAAUAAACAUGUUAUCAUUUUGUAGUAUUCAUAGAGAAAUAUGAAUACACUUUACUAACUACAAUACAUAUGCUUGCCUUUCAAAAGUGAGGCUGCUGUUGUUAAGCUUAAAAUUAUAUGAGCAUUUCAAAGUUGACAAAAGCAGACUCACGUUAAAUAGCACUCUAAGAAAUGAUACAUUACUGAGCUAGUCUAACUGAACGUCAAGUACAAUUUACAAGAAUUACGAGACAGAUAUAUGUCCAAUGUUCCAUACACGUGUUAAAUUAAACUCUGAUGCAAAUAACCGUUAUUAUGAACAAAUCCAUGUUUGAAAUUUAAUAGGAAGCGAUUUACUGCAGCGAUUAGAUCGAUUUACCCCACCAAUGGUUUUUAAAUGUCAUGUAAUAAUCGUUAAUACAAUUUUUCAAACGAAUUGGGUGGGUGUUGACCACGCAGUAUUAACUUGAUCUUUGAAAAAUAAUAUGACCGUCGUUCGAGAUAAUAUUUUUCUGGAAUUGAUUAAGCAGUUAAAUGAAUGUGAGAACGAGAGACGAAAAUUCGGAGAAAAGAAUGUAGUUGCUGUUUAUGGGGAAGCACAGCUACGUUAUAUUUUUGAGAUUGGGAUACAAAGAAGAUUUGUAAUAUUUAUAAGAACGUAGCCGAUAAGUUUUGUGCAGAAAUACUGUUAGGGCUUGUGAAACAUUGAUAAUGUAUUGAAUUUAAAAAAUUAUGUUUUUUUUUCUUACUCCAUUUAAUUGAAUAUGUAUUCGAGUUUCUUAGAAAAUUUUGACCGCAGAUAUUAUCGUUCAAUUUACCGCUUUCUUGUAUAUGUUUUUGUUUGAUGAAUUUAAUCGUAGAAUAAAAAUGAUGCGAACAAGGUCAAACAAAAUUCAGUAGUGAAAUGGUGUAGGCGAGAUGAAUUAAUUUCACAUUUGAAUAGAUUAGUUACAAAAGAUCUGGAAAUUUCAGAGAGAUAGUGAAAUAUUUGGAGGAGCGGUUUCUAGAGCUAAGUCAGAUCCACACAAAAAUCGCAAAAAAAUUGACGAAAUUUAGUAUGAAUUGACCUGUAUCUUGUGAAAAUUAGUUUGACAGAUUCGGUAACAUAAUGACAUAUGAUUUCAAAAAAUGUCAAGAAAUGGGAGAUAUUACAAAUUUUAACAUAUAAAUAUCAAAUUAUGACAAUUGAACAUAUAAUGGCAUACUUUGACAGAUUCUAUCAUACACAAUAUGUUAUAAUCUGUUAUAUGCUGACAUUUUUCGAAAUUUUUAGCAUAGGUAGUUUUCUGAAAAUGUCAAAAUAAGACAUAAUCUGGCAAAUAAUGACAUAAUAGAACAUAUGAUGCCAUGCUUUGACAGAUUCUGAUAUUACUCGACAAAAAACUAGAAAUGAUGUUGGAAUUAGAUAGUACUUGAUGAUCCAAUGUUACAAAAGAUGAGGAAAUGAGAAGUUAUGACAUAUUCUGUGAAAAAAAACACAUAAUGACAAAUUAGAAUAUUUUGUACUGCUUGUUUUGGCUAAAAUAUUACGUUAACUGACGUAAUUCAUCAAACUUUAAUUUCAGUUUUUAUGAAACAACACAAAAGAAUCAUAAACGCAUAAAUUAUAACAAAUAUUUUUUAAAUAA
Diachasma alloeum is the source of this 4000-nucleotide messenger RNA. Its product is annotated as protein unzipped. The transcript has 5 exons. NCBI's taxonomy places the organism in Eukaryota, Metazoa, Arthropoda, Insecta, Hymenoptera, Braconidae. Bases 653 to 2110 code for a protein of 485 amino acids. The record is from RefSeq and is a predicted model, not a curated record.